This is a messenger RNA of Coniosporium apollinis CBS 100218, 5880 nucleotides long. RefSeq lists its product as uncharacterized. The record is from RefSeq and is a predicted model, not a curated record. Gene Ontology annotation, biological process: autophagosome assembly; piecemeal microautophagy of the nucleus; autophagy of mitochondrion. Gene Ontology annotation, molecular function: phosphatidylinositol-3-phosphate binding. Gene Ontology annotation, cellular component: phagophore assembly site; extrinsic component of membrane. The coding region runs from base 1 to 5880 and encodes 1959 amino acids. NCBI's taxonomy places the organism in Eukaryota, Fungi, Ascomycota, Dothideomycetes. The transcript has 3 exons.
AUGGCGGCGUCGUGGUCCUUUCCUUUCAUCCCGAACCUCCAGACACGCCUGCUCAGGCACGUCCUCUCCCGCCUAGACGUCCUAGACACCGAUGCGCUCAACGAUGAGAGUUUGGAGUUUGCCUGGGGGAAAACAAGCACAAUAGAGCUACGGAAACUGACAGUCCUACAGAAUGUCUCCCGACUGCUGCAAAUACACGACGUACUCGACCUUCGGGAAGGCCACAUAGACUCGUUACGCUUGACUCUCCCUGUAGACCUCCAUAAGACCGGCAUCGCUGUAGAGAUCAAGACGGUUAUUGUGCAUGCCCAUAUCGCUCAAGCGACGAACACGAGCAGGGGCUAUACAGCAAGAGGCCGAGCCAAUACUGGUGGUCAAGGAACGACUCGGCUGCCGACGACGCAGGACCUUGCGAAGUCAUUCCUGGCAGAUGAGCCUCGGGAAGAGAAGGAGGAGUUGGCACAAGCGCUGAACGAGCAGUCGCAACAGCUUGCGGACUCCGGACUCAGCUAUGGGGACGAGCAGGACGACGCACUCGGGACUGGUACUGGCUUAUCUCUGCCCGGCUUCGUAUCGAAGCUCCUUCAGGGAAUACUGGACAGGUUAACCAUCACCAUUACCGGUGUUAAUGUCUAUCUUCAUACAAACACACCGGCAGACGAUGUCGUACAUUGUUAUCUGGGGAAAGCCGUAGUCAAGACGGAGAACAUGGCGAAAAUGAUUACGCUUGAACGAUUGUGCCUGCGAAUUUUCUCAGACAUGCCUGCGGAAUAUUCACGACUUUCGACGCCGAAGCCUGCCUCCAGCCCAGAGACGGCAAUGAGCCCAUCUACGUCUGAGCUAUCGCGGCUUUCAAGGAGUUCGGACCUAUCUACAAGUCCAGUCAAGGCGGCAUCAUCCGAGAGGCAUUGUGGAGACAACUUACUGGGGAGCACUUCUGGCACUACUACGCCUAGGCCAACUUCCAGCCCGUCGUCACCUACAAGUCCGGCCUCGCUUGGAGAAUCCGAAUUAGUUGCAGAACAUGAUGCGCGGGGAAGGUUGCAUGAAGCUCAGUCUCCGUCCGGUGAUGAGCGGUUUGCAGAUGCAGAUGACCAAGUGGGCUCCUCCCGGCUCAGCUCUAGUCCAAGCUUUAGUCCAGCCCCAAACAAUCGUGAAGACUUGGCCGAAUCGCGCGUAUACGACAAAGGUGAAGGUGAGAGCAUGUAUAUGAGUGCAAUGAGCGCGCUCAGUAGAGUGCCGUCUUCUGUUGGCGACCCUCAAACAUCAGUAACAUCGGAAGACCGAACAGAUAGCGAAAGGAUAUCACGAAUAAACUCAUCGGCCUCUCACGAUCCGUCGGUCUUACGCCACGUUCGGCGAGUUCUUGACGUAGAUCGCUUGAGCGUCAGCAUACCGCAACCAACGGAAGAAAGCCAAGGUCCCAGCGCUGUGCCUGAAACAGGCGACAGCCAACUUCCUAUGCAAUCCUCCUUUAAUAUGACAGGAUCGUCGGUCUAUCAACACGUGCCAGGGUCGUUCUCACAAUACGCUCAGGAGGGGGCUGGCCGGCUGCGGCGGAGCUCGAUUCCUAAAGACCCUUCAAAGACCACCCCCAUCAAAGCAAUGCAUCCGAACCUUUCACCAUCAGCCACAGUCUUGCCCAAAGUCGACGAUGGUGUAGCUGCAACCCAUAUUGAUGUUGGUCCGGUGCACAUUUAUCUGGACGUACCAACAGGUCGAUUGCUGAUUGACGUAAUACAGCAACUGCAGCUAAACGCAAGUUCGCAGAACUCGCCAAAUCUAGCAGAUGUGGGUACGGAUCCAGGCGAGAGGCACCAUAAUAUCGCUAUCAAACUCUCUGUAACCCAACUGUCAUUUGCCUGGCUCGAGCGCUUCGAGGGUGCCUUAUCGGCACAGCACGUCACAGAGCGGCCGACUCACACAGCAUAUCGUCCUCUCGUUCUGCUAAGCAGCCUCUUUGAAGGGAUUGAAGUCUUGUUGAAAAGCGCCUCAGAGUCAAUCAACAUCAAUCUGACCAUCAAGAGGCUGCCGAAGCUUCUCGACUCCUCGUCUGACAGGCUGGCUUGGAUAGGGAUGAAAGGAGAAGAGCACACGAACGAUGUCUCGCUAAGCUAUGCACGGAACAAGCGAAAAGCCGAGCUGGAGAUUAGAUGCGCACCGCUAGACAGCGUCUUCGAUCUUGAGCGGCUAGAGGAGAGACUUAGUUCCUGCGGAGGUUUGAGUGGUAUCCUGGAACUCGGUGGCUCAUUCACGUCGAGCAAUGUCGGUCUUCAUGAACAGCCGCCGCAGAUUCCUCACAAGAAGCGCGGUGUGCGCUUUGAUAAUCCAUCUGAUGAGAUCAUAUCUCCUUCCCUGCCAAAUCUGAAGAUCAACCUUCGACUUUCAGAAGCCAGGCUUCUCUUCACCGGGAAUAUCAACGGGACUGCCUAUGAUGUAGCUAUCCACACCAGUGCUGUGAAGAUCAUCAGCCGACCGAAGCUAAUCGGCAUUUCAAUCGACAUGGCCAGACUGUGCGGACCCUUCAGGGACGACGCGGCUUCAGUGAUCAUCGAGGUCAAACAAACUCGGACGUCCUAUCUGUUUACACCUGAAGAGAGGCACGUCGAUCAGUUACUGGCGCUUGUGACACCCUCUAAGGACGGCUAUGAGGGCGACGACCUACUUGUCGAUACACUCGUGUUGCAAAGAAGAAAAGGUCCAGUGUUACAGACCGAGUUUGAUCAAAUAUCAGUAAACGUUGGGAGCGCAGAGAGCCUUCAAAUUCUGUACGGUCUGAAAGAUGAGUUGGCCAAGCUGUCCACAGUUGCGAAAUAUCUCCCUGAAGAUGACCGCCCUGGAUUACUCACCCUGUCAAAACUCAGAUCUUUCGAACUGACUGGCUGGCUGGAUAACCUGGGCCAGGCUGUUCUGGACUGCAAGGAUAUACAGGUCGCCCAUGUCGGUCUUCCCGCUCUGCUGGCCCUCGAAUCAGGCAAGGUGUCGCUGUGUUAUACAGUCCAAAAUAAGGUGCAUGAAGUUCUCCACAGCGCUGUAACAGCAGACGAAGACGUCGAUCGGUUGGACGAAGACGACGAACACCCAAUGGUUAGAAUCCGAUUCAUCGGCGGCGAGCUCAAACCUACCGUCCGAAUCAAGCUGUACAACCUCAUGGCGGAGUACGACUUGCGCACCAUCCUGCCUCUGAUGGGCCCUGGAGAAGACGUAACUGCUGAAUGUCUUGCUGUUGGGCUGGCGUCUUCGGUGGCUACAGUUAUCGGGCAUUCUUCCACUACAACUCUCCAAAGGCGGUUACUGAAGCAAGCUGACAGUGGCAGCCUACCAACAAACCCUUUACGUCUUGACAUCAUUCUACGCGAUUGCGCGGUGGGUUUGCAAGGACCUAAGCUGCCUUCCAAAGGUAUAUUCUUUCUCGGAGAAGCAAACCUCAGAGGAGCCAUGCCAGCCAAUGGAGACUUCGCAGCGGAUGUGGAACUUGUCAGAGCAUCCAUAUUUUUGAUCGACCAUCGAGAUAACAUUGCCAAAAUCUCCUCCGCCUCAGCGAAGCCCAGACCUCCACUCAGGAAUAACACUAUCCUCGAAUACCAGCGCCGCAAAGGAUUCGUAUUGGUAGCCUCCCUAUCGAAUGCGAAAGCGCUCUUGAAGUCGGCGCAGGCUUGUCAUCAGCGUUCUGGGACGAUGGAAGUGGAGGUCGACGGAGCGCUGCUGGUUGUGGAAACGUGUGCAGACUCGACCCAGACGUUGAUAGCCCUUCUUAGCGGACUGGCGCCGCCUAAGCCGCCGAACAAGGAACAGCAGUAUCGCACUUCUGUGCCUCCUGUUCAGGACAUGAUGGCCUCAUUCACCGGCGAUGCCUUCGAGGAGCCUACUGGAGCAACGGGGUCCGAGUACACCGAUAGAAAACAGAACGAGCAAAGCCACAAUCAGGCCCACAGCGGAGACCAUAUGGGCGAAUCAAAUAUAUACGGAAGCUUCCCAUCUCUUGACAGCCUAUCGAUGGCUGAGGAAGACGAACCGGCCUUGCUGGACCAAGCACACGAUACAUCCGCUAUAUCGCCGUUCGAGCACUUCGAGGUCGAGGAGCCGCUCUAUGGUGAUGAACAGGAAUGCAAAGUGAUGGCGAUCAGUAUCCACCUUGAGGAGGGCCAUUUUGGCACGAGCACCAAAAUGCCAAGGCGAGUUCUGAAAUGGGACUCCCGUGACAACACUUACAUCGAGUCGGACACGCCUCCGCUACAAGGUCUUCCUCUUCAGCUCCGCGUUCGGGGCCUGCACGUUUUAUGGAAGCUGUAUGAUGGGUACGAUUGGCAAGGCACUAGACGUGCAAUCGCUGAUGGCAUCGAAGCUCUGGCGCAAAAGGCGGCUAGCCGACGGAGACAACCGUCUUAUGAGCAAUCAAAGCCGGAUGCCUUUGUGGAAGACGAAUUGAUGAAUUCUAUCUACAUCGCUAUUGAUCCCGACAUGGAAGAAGAGGACAUUGCUAACCUAGUAAGCCGCAACAUCCGCGGCAAGCAUGCCGACACCGUCAGUGAGAUCAGCUAUGCCAUGUCAAACGAUACGCGAAGCACGGCCCGCCCAACAUCUGCCAAAAGCACCACCUCAGGCCGAAGAUUUGCGAGAGGCAAGCACAAGCUCACGAUCCAGCUGGAGAACGUCUGCGCCGAUGCUGUUGUACUUGCGCCCGGUUCCGAGGAAACACAGUCAUCUACCGACGUACGCGUCGAUAAGCUGGAGAUCAUCGAUCGGCUACACACGUCGAGCUGGAACAAGUUUCUGACGUAUCAACGCGAUGCUGGGGAACGGGAGCUAGGCGAUCCUAUGGUACACAUCAGUCUCCUCAACGUUCGUCCGGUUCCUGACCUUGCCGCCUCGGAGCUGGUCAUUCAAGCGACUGUCCUGCCACUCCGGCUCCACGUCGAUCAGGAUGCGCUUGACUUCCUCACGCGCUUCUUCGACUUCAAAGACGUGAGCGCCACACCUUCGCCUAGCACUAAAGUAGAAGAGCCAUUCCUCCAACGCGUGGAAGUGAACACAGUCGACCUCAAGAUUGACUACAAGCCCCGUCGUGUUGAUUAUGCCAGUAUUCGAUCUGGUCACAUGACCGAGUUCAAGAACUUCACCAUGCUCGAUGGUACCAACGUUGUACUCCGACAUGCCAUUGUCUACGGCAUUCUUGGCUUCGACGAGUUGCACACGCACCUCAACAACCUCUGGACGCAGGACGUGAAAAGCAACCAGCUCGCCACCGUCCUCGCCGGCCUUGCGCUUCUCCGACCUCUCGUCGAUGUCGGUGGCGGUGUACUCAAGCUCGUCGAAGUGCCCAUGCAACAGUACCAGAAGGACGGCCGCCUGGUCCGUAGUAUCCAGAAGGGGCUAGCCGAGUUCGCGCGAACAACGACAAAGGAGAUCGCCCGCCUUGGAGGCAAAGUUGCCAUGGGCGCGCACGGCUACAUUCAUGGCGCUGAGGUGUUCCUCUCGCCCACCCAGCCUGGCGGCAUGCGCUCGCCGCGCCCACACCGGUUUGCGAACGAGAGCGAGUGGGAGAAUGUCGAGGAAGAUGCAUCCGAGGGCGUCCGUAUCUCCUCCAAGUAUGCGGAUCAGCCGCUCAACAUCCGCGCCGGUUUGCGCGGCGCCUACAAAGGCCUGGAGCGAGACUUGCUAUACGUACAGGACGCCAUCAUCGCGAUACCAGGCGAGGUACGGGAAAGCGGAAGCGCGGCUGGUGCGGGCAAGGUGCUGGCGAGACAUGCGCCGACUGUUAUAUUGAGACCGGUCGCGGCGGCCACGCAGGCGAUGGGAACAGCGUUGCUGGGUGCGGCGAAUGCAUUGGAUAAGGAUAGUCGGAGAAGGAUGGAAGACAAGUAUAAGAGGCCGCUGUAG